CGAUACAUUACGUUACCGGCGGGCUCGGUUCGGAGUACACUGUUGGAAUAGGUUAGUCGGUAGGACCCUCAUCGCCACUGAUGAAGAAGAGAGGCGCUUGGUGUGUGAUCGCGUCCACCAUGGCUUCACUAGCCGUGCUCCUGAUGUUGAUGCACGGCACCAUCAGCACUCAGCAGCCGGGCAGCUCCAGCCUCAGGCACGACUACCAGCUGCUGGGGAGACCCCUCUUCAAGCUGGACCUGAACUGGCCGAAGAGUCCGGAGCUCUUCACCGGGGAGGUGUUCGGAGUCGCUGUGAACCAGCACGCUGGGGUGGUGUAUGUGGCGCAGAGAGGUGACAAUGUGCCCAAGGUGCUGGUGUUCACCACUGAUGGAGAUUUCCUCAUGUCCUGGAACACAACCACCCUGGAGAUGCCUCACGGUAUCUUUUUAGCAGAUGGCGCCUCUUCCAACCCCACCGUGUGGAUCACAGACGUGGGAGACGGCCCGUACGGCCACUGCAUCAAACAGUACUCGCCAUCUGGGAAGCUCCUGCAGGUGCUUGGUACGCCGGGCAAAAAAGGCUCCGGGUUGAAUCCUCUGCAGUUCGAUAAUCCUGCGGAGAUCUUCGUCCACGACUCUGGAGAGAUGUACAUCGUGGACGGAGAUGGUGGACUGAACAACCGCCUCAUCAAGCUGUCCAAAGAGCAGCAGGUGUUGUGGAUCCACGGAGAGAAGGGACAAGGCCCGGCUCAGUUCAACAUCCCCCACAGCGUGACUGUGGACAACGUCCACCGGGUGUGGGUGGCCGACAGGGGCAACAAGAGGAUCCAGGUCUUUAACUCCGUCACCGGGGAGUGGCUGGGGACAUGGGGGAGCUGCUUCACGGAGGACGCGCCAUAUUCAGUCCGCCUGACCCCGGACAAGAAGUACUUUGUGGUCGUCCAGCUCAACACCAACCAGAUUUCUCUGCUGAAUGCCCCUCCGGUGGGUUCCAUUGGCCAGUGCGCUGUGGCCAGCGUGAUCCAGCUGGCCGAGGAAGUCAAGCCCCACCUGGUGGACCUGGACCUGAAAACAGGGGCCCUGUAUGUGGCUGAAAUUGGAGCUCAGCAGGCCCAGAAGUUCACGCCCUUCAGUCUGGAAGGCAGCUUCCCGUAAUGCCAACGCCAACCGGAAACUAAAGGCACAUUCAAUGAGCCUUAACAAUCCAAUGAAAGUGGACUGAACAAGCCUUCAUAUCGACAUCGGGAGGUAGUCGUCCUCACGCAGUCCAGCAUGUUCACCGCCAUGUUGUUAGGGGAGCCCAGAAUGGACAGACCCAAUACUGUAAAUUGAUUUAGUGUAUCAAUGUCAUUUGUUUGAGACUAAUCUUCCUCUGACUAAGUAUGUGCUGCUUGUGUGUAGUGCAAAAAAGUGACACACGUACAUACUUGAGAUCCCUGCAGGAUGUUUGGUUGUAAGUAAAUACUGCAGAAAACCAUUCAGCAGUGUAAAUGUUCUGCUGUUAAAAAAUCAAAUGCAGUAGAAUUGGAUUCUUCAUAAUAGAGGAGAGGAUCAUGCAUGCAGUUCUUUGUCACGGACACACUGUGACCGUUGUUGCUGUUUGAGAAGUUAUGUGCCAAUUCUUUUUCUCUGGAGUCGUUAAAAAAUACUCCAGCUGUUUCCUUUCUUUGCUACAGACACUUUAAACUCCUUUUGUGGGUUUUUGCCUCCGCGUGGCCGAUGUUAAGACGUCUAAAAGGCCAGAACUAAGUUGUUAACGCACAACCUAGUGGCCUCUAAAUAUCUGUGAUGCACUUCAUAAUGCAGGGGAUCAAUAGUGUAGGUGUGUCUUAUUGUUCGUGGUGUCACUGUGAUAAUGGUAAUGUGAUCGCUUGUGUUUUCAGUUGCAGCAGCUUGUGUUGAGAAAUGACGUGAUAUUUUUGGCCACUUUCUACUGUUGCACCACUGAUGUUGAAAUGAGAACUGUUUUCUCCCUUUUUCUGUAUUCUCUAAUAAGUGUAAAACCUUGUCCAAUGGUUGAGCUGGAAGUGAACCAUGUGACCUGAUUUGCGGGUAAUGACAGGCUAGAAAUGGAAAAGUUUUGUUACGUUGACCUUUGUGUGUUUGUUCUUUUAUACGAGUGUCCCGACAUCACGCAGCCUUUUACCUAACACUAUGAAAGCUGAUUGUUGGGCAGAUCGUGCACGUUUUUGGUUGUAUGUUUUUAUGUUGCUAUUUCAUUUGUUUCGAAUGUUUUUUUUAAUAUAUAUAUGCCUGCUCCUAAGUCAGAUAAACUGUAAUAAUACUGGAGUAGGUUGUCUGUAUGAAAUUGUGUUGAAAUUGGUUGGAAGGUGUCUUUUCCUUUUAAUUCCACACCACUAGAUGGAGCUCAGCUCAUUUCUAAUUCCUAAAUGAGAUGUAUUUACUUUGCAGCUUGUUGUGCUGCCGUGUAAAUACAGAAAGGAAAUGUAGCUUGUGAAUGCAGAUUUAUCUAUAACUUAAAAUUAUUAGAAAUGAAUUUCCUUGAGGUAUUGUUGAUGAAGAGAUGUAAAAACACAAGCGUAUCCACAUUGCAUCAACAUGUUCGGGUGAGUGUUUGACUUCAUGAUGUCUGGCUGCAAUUAUCAAAUAUUCUUAGAUCUGUCACUAACAGUAUAUAAAAAGUACUAUAAAUGUAAUGAUACAAAAUUAAAAUGAGUUUUGAAGGGGAA
Molecule: messenger RNA, 2671 nt
Organism: Pungitius pungitius (ninespine stickleback)
Lineage: Eukaryota; Metazoa; Chordata; Actinopteri; Perciformes; Gasterosteidae
Product: NHL repeat-containing protein 3-like
Exons: 3
Coding region: 81-1136 (351 amino acids)
Biological process (GO): protein polyubiquitination; proteasome-mediated ubiquitin-dependent protein catabolic process; negative regulation of translation
Molecular function (GO): translation repressor activity; protein binding; ubiquitin protein ligase activity
Source: RefSeq, a predicted model, not a curated record